AUGGGUGAGGACAAGACCAAGCCUGAUACCUACCGUUACGAUGAGGUUCCGGUCUAUACCACAUCACAGGGCUGUCCAGUUAUGGACCCCGAAGCCGCCCAACGGGUUGGCAAGAAUGGCCCUCUGCUGCUCCAGGAUUUCCAUCUCAUUGACCUGCUUGCCCAUUUCGACCGGGAGAGAAUCCCAGAACGUGUGGUCCAUGCCAAAGGCGCUGGAGCAUACGGCGAAUUCGAGGUCACUGAUGACAUUAGCGACAUUACCACUGUCGACAUGUUGAGGGGCGUAGGGAAGAAAACCAAACUUAUGACUCGCUUCUCAACCGUCGGGGGAGAGAAAGGCUCUGCUGACAGCGCCCGGGACCCCCGUGGUUUCGCCGUCAAAUUUUACACCGAGGAAGGGAACUGGGACUGGGUGUUCAACAACACGCCUGUUUUCUUCCUACGUGACCCUGCUAAAUUCCCACUUUUCAUCCACACCCAGAAAAGAAACCCCCAAACGAACCUGAAGGACGCAACCAUGUUCUGGGACUACCUGUCGACGCAUCAGGAAGCGAUCCAUCAAGUUAUGCAUCUAUUCAGUGACAGGGGCACUCCUUACUCGUACCGCCAUAUGAACGGCUACUCCGGCCACACUUAUAAAUGGGUUAAGCCCGAUGGCACCUUUAACUAUGUCCAAAUCCAUAUGAAGACCGACCAGGGAAGCAAGACCUUCAAUAAUGAGGAUGCACAAAAAUUGACUGCGGAAAACCCUGAUUGGCACACGGAAGAUCUAUUCAAUGCCAUCGAGAAGGGCGAAUGUCCAUCCUGGACCUGCUAUGUCCAGGUGUUGAGCCCCGAGCAGGCCGAGAAGUUCCGUUGGAACGUUUUCGACUUGACCAAAGUCUGGCCUCAGGGCGAAGUUCCACUCCGACGCUUUGGUCGCUUGACUCUGAAUAAGAAUCCACAAAAUUAUUUCGCCGAAAUCGAACAAGCUGCGUUCUCCCCGUCGCACUUAGUCCCCGGUGUCGAACCCUCCGCAGACCCUGUUUUGCAAUCUCGUCUGUUCUCCUACCCAGAUACUCACCGUCAUCGCCUGGGCACCAACUACCAGCAAAUCCCCGUAAAUUGCCCACUCCGCGCCUUCAGUCCUUACCAACGCGAUGGUGCCAUGGUUGUCAAUGGAAAUUAUGGCGCAAAUCCAAACUACCCUUCUACCUUCCGUCGCUUACAGCAUAGCCCAGUCAAGGCAAGCCAGGAGCAUGAGAAGUGGGCGGGUGCAGUCCUCGCUGAGCAGAUCCCCGUUACCGAUGAAGACUAUGUGCAGGCCGACGGGCUCUGGAAGGUGCUCGGCCGCCAGCCUGGCCAACAGGAUAACUUUGUUCACAACGUCUCUGUACAUCUGUGCAAUGCACAUGAAACCGUUCGUAAGCGCACUUAUGGCAUGUUCAGCCGCGUAAAUCCAGACCUGGGUGCUCGCAUCGAGAAGGCCACAGAGCCUUUGGUCACAAGACCAAAACCACAAUCACACCUUUAA
This is a messenger RNA of Uncinocarpus reesii 1704, 1512 nucleotides long. Its product is annotated as catalase. The record is from RefSeq and is a predicted model, not a curated record. Gene Ontology annotation, molecular function: catalase activity; heme binding. The transcript is spliced from 4 exons. Gene Ontology annotation, cellular component: mitochondrion; cytoplasm; peroxisome. NCBI's taxonomy places the organism in Eukaryota, Fungi, Ascomycota, Eurotiomycetes, Onygenales, Onygenaceae. The coding region runs from base 1 to 1512 and encodes 503 amino acids. Gene Ontology annotation, biological process: hydrogen peroxide catabolic process; response to hydrogen peroxide.